This is a messenger RNA of Caenorhabditis elegans, 6822 nucleotides long. RefSeq names its product SPeCtrin (gene spc-2). Gene Ontology annotation, molecular function: calcium ion binding. The record is from RefSeq and is marked reviewed. Bases 53 to 6763 code for a protein of 2236 amino acids. NCBI's taxonomy places the organism in Eukaryota, Metazoa, Nematoda, Chromadorea, Rhabditida, Rhabditidae. The transcript is spliced from 15 exons.
UUUCUUCGUUCGUUCUAUUGAAAAUUAGUUUCAAUUUUGGUUUAAUCAAGUUAUGAAGGCAAUUAUUCAUGAUGAUACUGUCGUUCGUGAAAUCGAGGGACAGCGUGUGCAGGUGCUUCAAAAGUUUGCCGAUUUUGAACUGAAAGCUAUUAACAAACGAAGUUCGAUCAUCCAAUCGCGUCAACUGCAAGUCUACCUCAGGUCAGCGGCUGAGUUCAAGCAGGUUAUCGAGUCACUGAUUGAAUCAUCUGAAGCAGUAGUUACUAGUCAAUGUUCUGAAAGUUCCAUUCGCGGACAGAAAGUUAUUGGGCGUCUACAACAAGAAGCUGAUGGAAAGCACAAUAAUUUGCCAAUGUUGGAGAACGAGGCCGCCCGUCUUUUGAAAGAAGGUCACUAUGCUUCGGAUGAGAUUCAGAAGACCUUCAACAAUGUUCUAUCUCGAUGGGAGUAUCUGCUGAAGCUUCUCGCUUUGAAAUGGCGCCAACUUGAAAAGGAGAUUGAAUCCAUUGAAUUCAAAAACAAGUGUGAUUCCAUUGUUGACUGGAUUUUGAAAAUAAAAGAAUCGGACGAAUCUGGAAAAGAAAUUUUCGACGAAAUUCGGAAGUGUUCCAUGGUUUGGAAUGAAAUAUCUGCUACCUUCCAACAAAUGCUUGAUCCCACUGCAACUGAUACGAGCAACUAUGAAAAAGUGCAUGAAACUUGGUCCAACUUCCAGGAAUACAUCGAUUCUCUACACAAGAAGCUUAGCGAAAAUGAGCGCUUCCAAAAGUUUGUUGAUAAUGCAGAAGAUUUGAUCAAAUGGAUGGAUGACAAGGAGAAAGAGAUUUGUGAGAAGUAUUCAAAAAUGGAUUUUGAAGUUAUGAUGAAGUAUCGGAAAACAGUUGAGAUUGAAAUGAAGAGUGUAGAGCAACGGAUUAAAGAUCUCAAGGAACAAUUUGUUGGUAUGGAAAAUGAUAAUCUUCGGAACAUCCCGGAUCCGAAGAAUCACGUCAUCGAUGUUGAGCAACGUUUUGAGUCAUUCCAAGCUUUCGUUCAAAAGUGGAAAACCGAUAUAGAGAACUCUGCCGAUGCCGACAAAUUGAUGAAAGAAGCUGAAAACAUCUGCUGUUGGUCAUCUGAAAAAAUUGAAGAUUUGAAGAUAAUGGCGACUUCAGAUACGCCGGAUUGCGAUGAAAUUAUCAUGUGGAUUGAAACAAAUAAUUUUGAUUUUAAUUCUUGGGAUAAUGUUGUUGUUCAGUUCCUUGCAAGUUCUCAGGAACUUCUAAAUAAACAGAACAAUGGAAACGUUAAACAAGAAGUUGAAAGAACAACUGAACUUUAUGAGUUGGCAAAGAGAACUAUGAAGACUUGCAAUGAGUUUUUGGAGGAUCGUAUCCAAACUAUCAAUAUGGAGAAGCUCAUCUUUCAAACUCAUCAAAAAGCUGUCAUUCUUGCAUCAUUUCUUCAAAAUCACGAAGAAAGCCCGGAAGAUAUGAACGCUGAAGAUAUUGAAAAGGAGAUUCGCGUAAUCGAUGGCAUCACUGUUCGUUGUACUUCCGUUGUUGAGCAGAUCGAGAAUAUUGAGGACGAGCUGCGUCAGAAGCCAGAACAACUCAACCAGCUGAGCGUAUACGCGUCGAAACAAGUGAACGAUUUAAACGAGAUGAAAGAAGUUCUGAAAACGACUGUCAAUUCUAGAAAAGCUAUCCUACAGCGUCUUCUCGAUGUCACGUACUUUCUCGAUAACUGUUGUGAAACUAGAAAACACACUGAUACCAUGCUCAGCAACGUGAAAAGCAGUAGAGUCAAGCUCGAAAUCGUGCAACCUAUUAAGGAUCAGCUGGAUUCUUUGAAAGUAGAGAUGGUGGAUAUGAUGUUGGAUGAUCAGCAAAAGAACAUGGCGAAUGAAGAACUCAGAAAAACUUAUGAAAAUCUGAAAAAGAUUGAAAUGGAAGUCGGUAGACAGGCAAGCCAGAAAGAAGCUAGAAAGGCAGCUGACAGAACAGAAGCCUUCGUUGGAAGAGUACAAAAUUGGAUUGAUAACAAUCAGAUUCAGGAUGAUACCGAUAUCGUUUCUGAAACUGUGAAUCUCCGACGUACUACCACUCAUUAUCAACAUCUGUUGUCAAUCUGUGCUUCGUAUAAGAAAUCAAUUGAUUCAAAACUAGAAGAGUUGGCCAACGUUUAUACUGAUAAUGAUCCAAGAUGCCUUCUCGAAGGAAUUCAGAAUUCUGUUGAAAACUUUGAAGUGAAGAUUCACCAAAAAGUAGAUGAUACAAAGAAACUUUUGCACAUCACUGAAAACAUGAACGAACUGAAUUCACAAAACGAAUGGAUCAGGGCUAAAAUCAAGUCGCUAAGUGCGGAACCUCUCUGGGAUUCACUGUUAAUUGCCCAGAAAAUGAGAAGACGCCACGAUAACGAUUUCGAAGAAAUUGCAAAUCGUCGAAAACAAAUUACUGAGGUAAUCCAGAAGAGUGCGACAACGAAAGAUCAACCGAUACUUCUUGAGAUUGAACAAAAUUGGGAUCGAAUGAAGGAUUUGUUUGACGAACGAGGAGGUGUUCUUGAAAGAAUUAUCAAAUUGUACGAAUAUGAUGAAGAGUCAUCGACAACAUCAGAAUGGCUUCGUGAAAAAAUGAUAUGUGCCGAUACAAUCGAACCUAAAGAAGACGAAUCAUUCAAUGAAGUUAUGGUCAAAAAGUUGGAAGCCUUGACUGAGGAAGUUGAGAAUUACAAACCUAGAAUCGUUGAAACACAUGCUCUUCUUGAAGACGCACUGGUCACUCCAAACACAAAAGAUUCUACCUCUCAGCAAACAAUGAAAUUGAAAGCUGUACUGGCUCGAAAGCAGGGAGAAAUUGAAUCUGAUUACAAAGCAUUGAAGAAACUUGUGGAGAGAAAGCUGAAAACACUCAAAGCAAUUCUACAGGAUGCAGACAUUUCUCAUCAAAUUGCUGAUAUAGAGCAGUGGAUUGAGGUUGAGCAGAAUCAGUUGAACAGAUAUUUGGCAUCCGAUUCCGAUGAGCUGCCCACAAAGUUAGAUGAUGUAAUGACGAAUAUUCAAAGAAGACGUUCCAAUCUCACCGAUAUCAAGUGCAAUGUAGUUGGACAAGUACAAAUGCAAAAGAUUGACGACGCAUUCGGUAUGCUUGAUGUUUUCUCGUUUGAAGUCCACCGUAUUCGCCAAAAAGCAUGCCGUCUCGAGAUAUUCAAGAAGUUGGAGAGCCAGACUGAAGAUGUGAUUGACGCCAUCCAAAUGAAACUUGAAGAAAUUAAUGUUUCUCAAAGCACUAGUAGAAAGCGACAAGUUGCUGGUGAUGAUCUGUCGAACCUCGCCGGUGAUCUGGAAACACUCAGAAGACGCGUCGUUGAAGCUCUUGACAGAUCAAAGGAAGUGAGAGCAGCCAAUGCUGAUUUGGCUCCACAAGUGUAUGACACCGAAGAAAGACUUGAAAAGCAGUGGACGGAUGUUAGUAAGGCCUAUGAAAAUCAUAAAAAACGAAUGGAGCGCUGUAAAAUUCUUUCCGAAUUAGACAAUGAGAUGAUCAAUAUGGAGCAAUGGAUUGAUACGUUCAACGAGGAGGUUACUGUAGUUAUUGGAAGUAUCCAUGAUGGUCUUGGAGUACAAGUUGGUUUAGAAUCCAUUGAUACGUGGAGAGAAGAACUAUCUCAUCGUGUGGAUCAACUUGGAGGUGUCAAAAACUCUCUUUCCUCUGUUGGCAAUGCAAUCACAGAACAAGAUAAAAUGGAUCCUUGGCUCGAGAGAGUGUCUAAUAUUGAGAAUAAUCUAGUGAAAGCUCGUGAAACAAUCGACACGAAACAGGACGACCUCUGCAGAUUCGCGGAUAUUCUAGGCGCUGAGCGGGAUUGUGAACGACUCUAUUCGUGGGCUUCUGGCAAAAGACAUCAGUUGGAGACAGAAGCAACAAUGUGUGAUGCAAAGACAUUGGUUCGGAGAAUGAAUGAAGUGGAAAAGAUGAUGAUGAGUAGAAUAGGUGAAGUUGAUCAAUUGCGAGAUUUUUUGGAUAAUCUGAAAGCAUCAAAAACGUCCGACACUUUCCAAACAACUGAGCUGGAAAAUAAAUUCGAACUGUUGGAUGUGGAAUGGAACCAUUUGGAAGAAGAAUUGAGAAGGAGAGAAGUAGAUUUGAAUGAUUCCAUGUCACAGAUUCUAAUCGAUGAGCAAUUUGACACAAUUCGACAAUGGAUUAAGGAACGCACCGAAGCACUAGAAGCUGAUGUGGAAGUCUCGAACAAGACAAAGCCUGAUGAUAUUGAAAGAAUGCAAAAGAGACACGAUGAGCUAGCUUCCGAUAUCAACGAUUAUCACACAAUCUAUGAAGAUUUUCUCAACAAUGGCCAGGUUGAAGAGGAAAAAGUUCAAGUAAUUCGUCACCUAUGGAGCAGCCUCAUUGAAUCGUCAACAACACGCCAGAAAUCGCUUGCACAAGAAUGUCAAAAAAGCCGCCUUUUUGAACUUCUAGAUGGCAUGAGCAUUUGGCUGAUUGAUGCUGAAACAGAUGUUCACUCCACUACAAACUUCAUUGGCUUGUAUAACUCUGUAGAUGCUGAAAAAGCUUCACGUCUUUUGGUAUCUCUAGGAGAGCAAGCUGGAGAAAAGGAUGAUAUCUUGAUACGUAUUCAAUGUGAUGAAUCUGUGGAUGUUAUUGUGGAGAAGUUGCGUAACGGAAUCUCACAGUUGCAAAUGCUAAUUAAAGCAAAUAAUGAAGAUUUGGAUGUCUGGAAAAGCAUGCAAAAAGUUGUCACAGCAAUUGAUGAUGAGAUAUGUUGGUUCAAAGAGAUCAAUGUAAUCUUCUCAAGUACAAACGUUGGUAAUGAUGUUUCUUCAAAUGAUGUACUUAAGCGGAAGCAUCAACGUCUUCAACUGGAAACGCAGCGUCGAGAACAAAAAGUGGCAAAAGUCGUCUAUCUCACAACUGAGCUAGUGUCAAGUCAUCGACGUCCAUCCCUUGAAUAUAAAUUUGUCGAAAUCGAUGAGAAAGUGGCUGAAUUGACAGAACUACUGGAGAGCAAUCGUCAAAUUGCGGAGAUUCGUACGAACCGGCUCGAAAAGUGGACGGAGUACUUUGUGACAAUGAAUGAAAUCCGUGAGAAAGAGCAACUUCUCGAUCAAAUUCUCGAUCUCAAAACAGGCCUACCAGAAACAGUGCUAGCUGAUGUUGAACGAAAGCUUCAAGUUUUGGAAACAGUUGGAGAUCAUAUGGACACAUUGACGAUCAAAGCUGAACAGAUGUCAGAUGAUGAAGUGAUUCGAACGAAGGUUGCUGUAACAGCAAUCGAUCAAUUGCGAAAGAAAUGGUUGAAAAUGAAUGAAGAACUGAAGAAAAUGCAUCAGAAGAUCAAGGAGUCAAUUGAAUUCACAAAGUUUGUUUCUACAUGCGACACUGGUAUUCAAUGCAUUCGUGAGCAGGAAGAGAAGAUCGGAAAUCUGGUCAGGCAUCAGAAACCUGCCAGCAAUUUUGAAAACACCGCAUAUCAUUCUACCAUGACUUUCGUUGAAACCUACACCAAAGAUACAUUUGAGAAGCUCAAAGUUGUAUGCCGUAAGCUUCAAAAUUCUACCGAUGCCGAAAAGAAGCUGUCACUUGUUUCGGAAAGAUUGAAUGCACUCAAGAAGCAACUCGAUUUACUUGCUGAAAAGAUUGCAGUGGAUGACAAGUUUAAACUGAAAGUUCAGAACAUUCAGGAUGAAUAUUCUAGAACAGCAUGUGAACUCGGAAACUGGCUGGAACAGGCUGAAGAGGAUGUCUCUGAUGUUGUUUGGUUCCAGACAAAAGAUUCUUCGGAAGAUUGCCGAGAAACACUUCUCGAGAUCCUGGGAACACUUCGAAACGAAAAAUCGGAUCUACUAGGAGAGCUGGAAUUACUCGAAGUUGAACUUGCCGAACUGAAAGAAGACGUGAAAACGUUCACUUGGCAUUCCUUCAAAACUUUGGCAACCCGAAUGGAGCGACUUGAUCAAACGAUUUCCGACCGUAUUAGAAUUGCUGAUGGAGAGAUCAGUCGACACUCCGAUAAUGAAAAAAUCUGCGAACAAGCCGCUUGUACCCUCAAAACGUACCAUAAUGUCAUCGUGGAUGUGAAGAAGGAGCUGGAGAUUCUUUAUAGUUUGAAAUUAGAAGAUCAGAAGAAGAGCCUUAUUAAUCUGAUUGAUAAGGUACAGAAACGUGGAAUGAUUCAAGAUCUGGAAAAGUGGAGAAGUCUUAUGGAAUCUCGUUACAUCUUCAAUAACAAAUUCUCUUCUGCCACACCACAUGGAGUUCUUGUCGAAAUGUGUCAAUGUCUUGAGCUGAUGAGUUCAAUGCUGCGAUCUGUGGAGCAAUCAAUUGCAGAUAGAAAUCACAACGGAGUCACUGAGAAACAGCUUCACGAGUUUGAAUUAGCCUUUGAUUAUUUCGAUCGAGAAAGGAAUGGAUGGUUGGAUUAUAAACAUUUCGAGUUGUGCCUUAAAUCUCAAGGAUAUAACUUUUCUGCUGAAAAUACUCUCAAAGAGACGAUGACCCUCUUGGAUCCAUCCACAACUGGUCAUAUUCAGAAGCAUGACUACGUGCGUUAUAUGGUGAAGCAUGAGACAACAAACAUUCUUGACGAUCAUUCAGCCAUUGAAGAUGCUUUGAAGAACCUGGAUGCUAGGAAGAUUUCUGAUAGUAUGCCUCGAAAAGAAGCUGAAUUCUUCAUGAGCAAGAUUGCAAAGCACGCCGAGACCAGCUCAGACCAAGUUUACCUGGAAUAUAAGGAUUUCGUUAACAGUUUUUAUUAAAUUAUUAUAUGAUCAAAUAAAAUAUAUUUUAAUGGUCAAUUAUCAAUAUUUUUUGUAAU